Diabrotica balteata is the source of this 1379-nucleotide messenger RNA. NCBI's taxonomy places the organism in Eukaryota, Metazoa, Arthropoda, Insecta, Coleoptera, Chrysomelidae. The record is from the annotation of a GenBank genome assembly.
UUUCUCAGAUUGCUGUCAUUUUUGCCGGACGUAGAGCCAAAACUAUUAAUUAAACAAUCUAAUGUUUAUUCCAAUUAAGUAACCGAUAUCAACUUUUGUGCAGAUAAGAUGUAAAUUAUUUGUCUGUACGCUUUUAUCAAACCACCAAAGAAAUCCUCUUUAACAGCGGUGAUUUGAUAAGUGAGGUUAAAAUGACUCUGCGGGCGAUUAAAUAUGAUAAUAAUUCGCUAGAGAUCUUAGACCAGCUACUUUUACCAGCACAAACUAAGUAUAUCCAAGUUAAAGGUGUCGAGGAUGGUUGGAAAGUUAUAAAUAAAAUGCAGGUAAGAGGAGCACCUGCCAUAGCUAUAGUAGGAUGUUUAAGUUUAGCAGUUGAAUUGCACAGUGAAAAAUAUGAUUCCAAGAAGCAGAUGAGGCAAGAGAUCGAAGGGAAACUGAACUAUUUAGUGUCUUCCAGACCAACUGCUGUUAACAUGAAAAUUGCUGCUGAAGAUCUGAUAGAUUUGGCCAACCAAUUGUGCAACGAUGAAAAAGUUGAUGUUCAAGAGAUGAAAGCAAAGUUCACAAAGACUAUUGAGGAUAUGUUAGCGAAGGACAUAGCUGACAAUACAGCUAUAGGUGAUUAUGGUGCCAAAGAUAUUCUGUCUAGAGUUAGUGGAGAUAACCUCGUACGGAUUUUGACUCACUGCAAUACGGGGUCUUUAGCUACAGCUGGUUAUGGUACCGCCCUAGGGGUUGUUCGGACCUUGCACAGCAUGAAAAGACUAGAACACGUAUAUUGUACUGAAACAAGACCCUACAACCAAGGUGCAAGACUGACUGCUUACGAACUAGUUCACGAUAAAAUUCCAGCCACCCUCAUAGUUGAUAGUAUGGUAGCAGCUGUUAUGAAAUUCAGACACAUUAGCGCGGUCGUGGUUGGUGCCGAUAGGGUAGCUGCAAAUGGAGACACUGCCAAUAAAAUAGGAACCUAUCAAAUUGCCGUUCUUGCCAAGUACCACGGCGUGCCUUUCUACGUAGCAGCACCUUUUACGUCCAUCGACGUGUCUAUACCCAGCGGAGAUCACAUCGUCAUCGAGGAGAGACCCGAUAGAGAAAUGACGCACGUCGGAGAACACAGAAUAGCAGCGAAAGGUAUUUCAUGCUGGAAUCCCGCUUUUGAUGUCACACCCGCAGCCUUGAUCGAAGGAAUCAUUACCGAGAAGGGAGUAUUCAAACCUGAACAACUCAAGGAACAAUGUACUCAAAAUAAUCAUUAAAUAACGGAUUGCGAGACUUAUUUCAAAAAUGGACAAUAUUAACGGAAAAUUCGUUUUGUAGUAAUGUAUUUCUGAAAAUUGCCGAGCAAGUGACACAAAAUAUAAGUUAUAUGUAAGAAU